AUGGUGCUCCUACGCAUCGAUGGAGGAGAGAUCACGCCGCAAAUCGAGGUCACGUACUUCGACACCAUCCUCAACUUGAAGGAGAUGAUCCAAGACGUCCUUGGCGUGGAGAUUGGGAGGCAGACCUUGGUGUAUGACGAGCGGACACUGCUUGAUGAUGAGGAGAUCCGACACUGCAUCUUCGGCCGGGACUCCGCGACUGUGACGCUUAGCGUGGCUCCAUUGCCUGAGGGGACAAAGAUUGCCGUCCAGCUCGAGUCCUCCCUGAAGCAGGGCCCUAUGAGGACCCGAGAGACGGACUCCGUCGCCGACCUAAGGAACAAAAUCGAGAGGCGAUGGGGUCUUAGGAGCUGUUCAAUCACUCUCUUUCGCCUCGACACUCAAAUGAACGAAGACCUGCCUCUCUCUGCAUAUUACGUCGUUGAUGGAACCAAGAUUGAUGUUCAAGUCACCUUAUUUGAGGAAGGUCGUUAA
This is a messenger RNA of Syzygium oleosum, 474 nucleotides long. RefSeq lists its product as uncharacterized. NCBI's taxonomy places the organism in Eukaryota, Viridiplantae, Streptophyta, Magnoliopsida, Myrtales, Myrtaceae. The record is from RefSeq and is a predicted model, not a curated record. Gene Ontology annotation, molecular function: polyubiquitin modification-dependent protein binding; proteasome binding; ubiquitin binding. Bases 1 to 474 code for a protein of 157 amino acids. Gene Ontology annotation, cellular component: nucleoplasm; cytosol. Gene Ontology annotation, biological process: proteasome-mediated ubiquitin-dependent protein catabolic process. The transcript has a single exon.